AUGGACUUACAAAUAAGCAGUAACCAUAAAUGCCCAAACCGAAGACCUGAAAAAGACUUUGUAUAUAGAAAAUUUGAAGCACGAGACAAAGAUAAUUUUGAAUUUGUAGAAUUAAAUAGUUUUUGGAAUGUUGAAGCAGAUUUUGAUAAAGACUUUUAUUAUGGUUUAUGUAUACGUUGUUAUCAGGAUGCAAUUGAUUUUGAUAAAGAAACUAUUAAAGAAACAAUAAUUGAAGAAAUUAGCAGUGACGAAUCAGAAGAAUUAGAUGAUCUUAUUGAAAUUCCUUUACUUAAACUUAACGAAGAGGGAUAUCGUAGUACUGUUGGAGUCUCUAUUAAAUUACAUCCUGAACAUGAAACUUUAUCUAAUGCAUUAAAUUUUAUUAGAAAUAAAUUCUAUGGAAUAUGGAAGGAUAAAGUACAAUUAUGUGUUGAGCUAGAAGAUUUUAAAGAAUCUGCAACUAAAACAAAUACAUUAAAGAGAUCCUUAAUGCAAGAUACAAAUGUAAAAGCUGUAACUAAAGAAACCAGUAAACAAUUCAAAAAAGCUGAACAGAUGAGCGAAAUAUUUGACGAUAGAAAAAAAAGAUCUGAAAUAUUAAGUCAUUUGCGUAAUGCAUAUUGUACAGGAUCAUGGGCAUCCUUAAAUUGUAUUCCGGGUUCAGGAUAUUAUCCUAGACCGCAACU
Messenger RNA from Funneliformis caledonium, 686 nucleotides. The record is from the annotation of a GenBank genome assembly. Lineage: Eukaryota; Fungi; Glomeromycota; Glomeromycetes; Glomerales; Glomeraceae.